AUGGAUAUCCAUAUUGUUGAUAAUAAUGAGGAUCAACCCCUGUUAAGGAAUAAUCAGAAUAUUCCAAAUAAUCAGAAUAUUCCAAAUAAUCAAAAUAAUCAAAAUAAUCAAAAUAAUCAAAAUAUUAGAAGGAAGAAAGGAUGUUGGGAAAGAAUUUUACAGUUUCCAGAUACACCUGGUUUCUGGCCAUUCUUCCAUAUCUUUCUAUCAUUGUCUUCCGCCACCACUUUUAUUGUGAUCAAUAUUAAGUUUGGUGGAAUCUAUGUCAAGAUGGCAGGUUCCGGUAUCAUUGCUUUUAUGUUCUUGCUCCUGGCUAUAAAUGUUUCCAAGAGAUUAUUCUUUGAUCCGUUACCGAGAUACCGGUAUUCUUUGCUACUGGCACUGUCCAGCAUCUGGGCAAACUUGUUUUUGGGAUUGGCGGUGGUAUUUGCCUAUGCGAUGCACGUCAGACAAAUGGUGAAUCCACGCCACUACGAAGUGAACCCCCAGGAAGAAGUUACUCAAGGUCCGCUGUGUAUGAUCGUACUGGGUAGUAUAACUCUCCGUAUUGGAAUAGAUAUGUAUCAAAUGAUCCAGGGUGUAGAUUUCAUCGCGUAUCUCAGUGAUGCCACUUCCAAUCCAUUCUUUGAUUUCGCCAAGGAUCUCUUCUCCCAGAUGAUUCCAAUCAUUCUGCUCCUCUACAGCACACUCUAUAGCUAUUUGCAUAAAAGGAACGACGAUGUCGAAAGAGCAACCAAAACCGAAACAGUAGAGAUCAACAACCAGAUGGUGAAGCUUGCACUACGUCCUGGAAUCAUUGGGCUUCACUUUGCAUCGUGUGGCUAUGUUGUUGCCACCACAGACAGCACUCUCCCAUUAUCGGUUUUAGUUGCUCGAGUCGGUGCCUUUUGGAUAUUCAUCGACUACUGUCUGCUCCUGACGACAAUCUCUGCGCCGAUGCUGCAGAUUGUUUACCGCUAUUUCCAUAGAAAUGUUUCACCGCAUGCCGUCAACAAGAUUCAUUUUCACCGAACCAUGGCUAUCAACCUGACGUUUGCUAUCGCCGUACAUGUAACCGGUCAUUUUAUCACUUGGAUUCGACAGCCAAACUUCCAAUAUAAUAACGUUCUAGUCUACACCUACAAUAUCCCGAUAAUAACAGGUUUCAUCAUGCUGGUAUGUCUGUUCUUUACUAUGAUCUGUGGUAUAUUUCAUGAUAAAGGAAGAUGCUUUUAUUUCCAUAUUCCACUUGUCAUUAUCACAACGCUCAACUUUUACAUCCACGGUUUUCAAAAAAUUCUUGGACCACAGGUUGGCGAUCAUAUGGUAAUGAUAUUCUCAGUGCUGUUUGGUGUAAUGUACAUCCUUUUCUUCACCAUCAAUCCCAUUUCCAAUGCUUACACCACCGCAGUAAAGAUACCGGCGGUUGGUGAAACACAAUACUUGCUACUUCAAUCCGAUUCAUCCGGAUUCCCAACUGUCGAUCCAGGAUGCUUCUACACUCUCUACCCCAAGGAAACGAUCAUCACUCAUGGCCACCCUUUUACGUCCUUCGAAUGGUCAUAUUCCGAUUAUAAUAAUCCAGAUUUCCGCAAUUGCGUCGCUGCUAAUUUCAAAGCGACAAAACUGCGGUUUAUGAUCAAGAUGAGAGGUGGAUUCACCAAGAGUUUGUCUAAUUCAUUUGAAGAGCCGAACGCCACCAUCCAGCUGGCAAUGCACGGACCAUAUCUAUCGACAGGUAGCUCUGCUCUUCGCUAUAUAGAAAACAUGAGACCAGAACAGGAUCAACUCCCUAUUCUUGCGCUCUGUGGUGAAGGUGUUGGUAUCACUGUGGCACUGUCAUUGCUGCAACACCUGCUGUCGCCAACGAACCAACUCAUUGAUAAACUGGAUUCGAUUCGAUUCUACUGGACGACACAAUCCAAAGAACUUUGUGAGGAGGUCCAGAAACUAAUCUAUGAUGCCUACAGAUUCGAACCACUUCGUAAUCGUUUCGAAAAGAUUCAAUUCUAUAUUGCCCGAAUUGGCCAGAUAGAAUUGAAUACCGAAGCCAAUAGAAAUGCCUAUAGAAAUGCUGAUCCACCAGUUACUCUAUUCCGACCAGAAGCUACACAAGGCAUCAAUAUUUGUUUGGUACCGAGAGAAUUCAUAGAAAGACCAGAUAGUGAAGACACAGAAGCAAUGGAAGCCUACAAUAAUGUUAUCAAGAACGAAGUGUUUGGUGGUGAUUGGGGUGGCCGAAAUAGGGAAUCGAUACUGGUUUACGGUGGUGGCGAGCUGGAAAAGAGCCGAAGUCUAUGGAAGGAUGGCUUUGCAGGAAGAAUCAUUGAGAGAACAGAGACUAUUAAAUAA
Molecule: messenger RNA, 2331 nt
Organism: Heterostelium album PN500
Lineage: Eukaryota; Evosea; Eumycetozoa; Acytosteliales; Acytosteliaceae
Exons: 3
Coding region: 1-2331 (776 amino acids)
Cellular component (GO): plasma membrane
Source: RefSeq, a predicted model, not a curated record